AUGCGCUUGGCCAACUUCAUCGCUCUUUCCGCCCCCUUGGCGUUCAUGGCCCAAGCCCUCAAGGCUCCCAUUGAAGGGUACGAUGUCUGGGAGCCCGAAUGGGAUAUUGAUGGUGAACACUUCAACGGCUCUGUCCAAGAAGUUGUUCGUCAGCUUGAGGCCUUGAGACCUGAGAUGGUACACGCUUUGCACCUUGAAGCAAACUAUUCUUCUGUUCUGGCCAACGAUCCGACGGAUCCGUUGCCUCUGGGAGACUUUGACGUUCAGUGUCAGAAACUACACGAAGCAAGUGUGUCAGCAUGGUGGGAAGGUGUCAAGUACUUGCGCAAGGUUCCCGGCAAACCCGUGGGAGGUCCUGGUCCGGGAAGCUGUGGCCGUGUCAGUUGCUCCUGGAACAUGGGUAUCUGGUUCUGCAAUGAUGAUACAAAGCAGAAGGUUCUUGAUACCUAUCGCCACAUUGCCGAUGGCGCAGAAGCUGCCUACUGGAAGUGCACUGGGCCGCCGUACUUCGAAUACUUGGCCAGUGGGCAAGCCUUUCACAAAACCGACAAAUGGAAUGUUAUGGCUCAAGCUGUCGACACCGGGGAUGAGAGCCAACGGUGCUGA
Messenger RNA from Colletotrichum aenigma, 606 nucleotides. RefSeq lists its product as uncharacterized. The transcript is spliced from 5 exons. The coding region runs from base 1 to 606 and encodes 201 amino acids. Lineage: Eukaryota; Fungi; Ascomycota; Sordariomycetes; Glomerellales; Glomerellaceae. The record is from RefSeq and is a predicted model, not a curated record.